Colletotrichum scovillei is the source of this 2973-nucleotide messenger RNA. Its product is annotated as cytochrome P450 monooxygenase. The record is from RefSeq and is a predicted model, not a curated record. NCBI's taxonomy places the organism in Eukaryota, Fungi, Ascomycota, Sordariomycetes, Glomerellales, Glomerellaceae. Gene Ontology annotation, molecular function: monooxygenase activity; iron ion binding; heme binding. The transcript has 5 exons. Bases 1 to 2973 code for a protein of 990 amino acids.
AUGCUCAUCAAAUCUUACCCGGGUGGUGCGGCAGUCAAUGGGUCGUUAUUGAUUACGUUCCUGAUUACAUUUUUGCUCAUCACUUUCCACAUUCCUGCGUCAAAGUCCUUCAUCCGGCUGACCGGAGUCUUGGCUCUCGCGAGCUUGACUUACGCGCUCCAGCUCGCGUCUAGUGAGUGGAUCGCCAAUCCUCACUGGCGUUCCGCAAUCGUUCCACUUUUAUGGAUUCAGUUCAUGAGUGCCUCUGAGCUUGUCCUAGUCAGAAGGUGGGAUGGCAUCUGGGAACCGGACGCCCGCACCAAGAGCAUAGCUGGGUUCGCCCCAUCUUCCGCGUCUCCCGCGGCCCGAACGUACGAAUCUGUGAUGCUGCUUUGGAAGCUCAGACGAAUCGGCACGAGGUGGCAGGUCAGAAAUGUUCCUGGAUCACAACAACGGUCUCCACACCCCCCAGAGAGCCGGGUCGCAUUCAUCUUGAAACGAUCUCUCAAGAUCCUGGUUGCCUACCAGGUGCUUAGCCUCAUGACGCAGGCCCCGCCUCCGGACCCGAAUUUUGUCGGUCGCGACAAACAAGCGCUGGCGUUUCAGGGUCUCGUCAGGCUGUCGCAAGCGGACAUCAUAUUCCGCAUUAUUGGGACCCUGUCGUUCUGGGCCUGCACCGCUCUCAUAAACCUACUGAUGUUCGAAAUUACUUGUCUCGGGUUCGUUGUCGUUUUUCUAUGCAAGGUCGAGGACUGUCCUCCACUUUAUGGGGAUUUCUCGUCUGCCUCGACCAUUAGGGGCUUCUGGGGGACCUCAUGGCAUCAAUGUCUGCGCAGUGGGCUCACAGGUCAUGCCGAUGUCAUUGUACACCACAUUUUCCCAUUUCGGCAAAGACUGGUUUCUAGAUACCUUCGUAUCUUUAUCUCUUUUUUCAUUUCUGGUCUGAUUCAUCAUGCUUCUGACAUGGCAAUGGGAAUGACAGCAGAGAACGCUGGUGCUUUUACCUUCUUCUUGUUGCAGCCGAUUGGAAUCAUCGCUGAAGAUGCUAUCCAGGCUAUCUCGAAACAAGUGCCAUUGUGUCAAAUCACAUUUGUUGCGAUUCCCUUCGAUGCAGUCUAUCUGACCGUGGUCUAUGAUUUUCCGUGGAAUCAAUCCUACUCGUCAACUCCAUCCCGCAAAGUUCUCAACAUGAUCAAACACCUCUAUCGUGCGGCUUCUAUCGCGCUGCAGUCGCCUAUCCUGGCGUUCAUACUUCUCACCUCUGCGCUUCUCUAUUACAUCUACUUGAAAGGCUUCCCAAGACCUCUCACUGGGAUUCCAUACAACGAGAGCGCUCUGAAAAGCUUCUUGGGUGACCUCCCUGCUUUCCAGCAUGCAAGAACCCACGGGAAAGGCUUUACUGUGUGGAUGCGCGACCUGGCUCAGAAACAUAGGUCACCAAUGGUUCAGGUCUUUCUGGGCCCAUACACACCGCCAUGUGUGGUUCUGUUUGACUAUCGUGAAAGUUACGACAUUGUAGCACGGCGAACAAAGGAGUUCGACCGUUGCCGAAGGGAUGCAGAAACCAUGUCCACAAUCUUACCUGAGCAUCAUCUUUCGAUGGUGUCAACUGACGCCAGGUUCAAAGGCAACAAGGACUUGGUGAAGGAUUUGAUGGCCCCAGGAUUCUUAAGCGAGGUUUCUGCGCCCGAGAUUUAUAGCAAAGCGCUAUCUCUCAUAGAGCUGUGGAGUGUGAAGAGCAAAUGGGCCGCAGGCCGUCCGUUCGAAGCCCAUCACGAUCUUCAGAACGCUGCUUUGGACAUCAUCAUGUCUGCUGCAUUUGGCGAGACAAGCAAUGGCGGUGUUCUCCGGCAGCACAUACUCCAGGAAACAGGCCAUAGGCCCUUUCUAGUGCCAACAGAUCUGAAAGAGCCAGCAUGCUUCAAGAGUCUUGGGCUUCCUACUGAGUACCAGGCUACUGUUGAUAUCACGCACUUUAUGGGCAGGGUUGUCACGUCGCCCUUCCCGAAACAGUUUGCAUGGCUGUUGAAAACUUUUACGAGUGUGAGCAAUGUAUUUGUGAAGAAGGACCACUUCAUCAGGAGCCAGAUUCAAAAGGCAGUAGCAUCGCUGAGCGACAAAUCGCUCCAAGGAGAGAAGGCAGCCAAAUCAGCUUUAGACUUCAUCGUCCUGCGAGAAGUGACAGCAGCCAAGAAGUCUGGACGCAAACCCUCAUUCACUUCAAAGAGAUUGGAAGACGAGUUGCUUGGAUACAUCGUCGCGGGUCAUGAAACGUCUGCGUCCAUCUUAUCUUGGGCUGUGAAGUUUCUCGCCGACAACCAGAAACAACAGCAUACAUUGCGCAGACACCUCCAGGCAGUUUAUCCAGCUGCUGUCAAAGAGAAGAGACAGCCAAGUGUAACCGAACUCACAAAGGUUGCAGCUCCGUAUCUCGAUGCCUUCCUGGAAGAGAUAUUGCGACUCUCACGGACAGCUUCAAUUCUAACACGCGAGGCUGUUACUGAUACUAUCGUGAUGGGGAAGUUCGUGCCGAAAGGUACCACGAUCUUCAUCUUCACACAAGGGGCGAGCUACGUUCAGCCGUCUCUGGGCGUUGACGAACAAGUGAGAAGUAGGACUUCGCAAGAAGCCAAGCGAGUCCCAGACUGGCUUUCCGACGAUGUAGGAAAGUUCUGUGCUGGGCGCUGGCUUGUACCAAAGACGGGAGCGAGCGGGUUCAGCGAAGAAAGCGUCGGAAAAGAAGACGGCUGGACUUUGUCUGAUUUUGAUUUUGAUCCUCAAGCUGGGCCAAUCUUGACAUUUGGCGGUGGGCCAAGAGGAUGCUUUGGCAGACGUCUCGCCUAUCUUGAGUUGCGCAUGGUUCUUGCGUUGCUUGUGUGGAAUUUUGCUUUCAAGCCAUGCGUCGACAAUCUUAGCACCUAUGAGCUCAGGGAGAGCAUAACUGUAGAACCCAAGGAUUGCUACGUCAACCUUCAGACUUUAGAUAGCAUGUAG